Messenger RNA from Ostreococcus tauri, 339 nucleotides. RefSeq names its product unnamed product. The coding region runs from base 1 to 339 and encodes 112 amino acids. The record is from RefSeq and is a predicted model, not a curated record. The transcript has a single exon. NCBI's taxonomy places the organism in Eukaryota, Viridiplantae, Chlorophyta, Mamiellophyceae, Mamiellales, Bathycoccaceae.
AUGGCCACUGUCGACUCGUCGAAGCCGACGAGAACGAAGUGGACCGCGUGCUCUUUCCAUCACGUUCCUUAUGGUUCAGGAAUCUCUGUCUCACCCAGACGUGUCGUAAAAAGUACGGGUACUUUUCCACGCGACGCAUCGUCGCCGUCGCCAGUGCGCGGCGCCGAUCGCGUCGACGUCCACCGCCGCGCCCCGAACUCGGGCUCUGGGAUGAAGCGCAUCCGCACACCUAUUUCGAUGACCACCUUGACUGUGCGCGGCUCCGACCGCAUCGUCUUGGCUAAUGGACUUCGCAUGCCCGUGAAUAAUGUUGUUAUAGCCCUUCAACCUAAACCCUAA